UUGUUAGUGUGAUUAAUGAAGGGGUGGAGCCGACGGACAGAUUUCCACUUUCUAAUCUGAUGUCUGUGGCCAUGUUUCAGUUGCUGUUUUGUGCUCUAACUUUUGUGGCAUAUCUCAAAGAUGUUAACUGCAGUCCUAUCCAGGGAGGUGAUACAGAUUGGCUCACUAGGACUUUACAUUACAUGGAGAAAAACCCAGAGACUGGGCAAGAGCUGACAAACAGUAGUGAUGUCUUGGAGGGUGACAUUUUAAUUCCAUCUUACCGGAAUGUUGUGGGUGCCACAUGGCCAGGAGUGGACAUACCAUAUCUCAUCAGUCCAGAAAUAGAGAGCAGGAGAGAUGAUAUCCUGUCGGCCAUGGUGAUGCUGUCAGAGCAUACCUGUCUCUCCUUCCACAGUCGCACCAAUGAACCAGAUUACCUGCACUUCAUCAACAGCCAGGGCUGUGCGUCAUACGUGGGCUUCAUUGGCGGAGUGCAACCUGUGUUUGUUGCGCCAGCCUGCAGAGUGGGCAACAUCUGUCAUGAAAUUCUUCACGCUCUGGGCUUCCAUCAUGAACACACACGGGCAGACCGUGGACAAUACAUCUCAAUACUUUACCAAAACAUUAUGAAAGGAAAGAAGAGGAACUUCCAAGUGCAGAAUGGCAACACCUUCAAUCUGUCUUAUGACCUCACUUCGAUCCUGCACUAUGGAAGGCACUUUUUCUCAGUGAAUAACCUGCCCACCAUCAUGUCCAAGAAAAAUGAGAAGGCAAUGGGACAGAGGACUUACAUGUCAAAGCUGGACAUUCAGAGGGUUCGCAUACUCUACAACUGUGAUGCUAAAGAAAAUCAGACAGCAGGUGACUGGAGCCAACAAAAUGGACCUAGACAUGCCAACGCUGGAAGGCAGAAUGAUAAUACUACACAUCAUUUACCCGAAACAAGACAGGACUCAAGACAAAACAGCACUGAGAGUGCUUCCAGACAUGUUAGCGGGUCGUCUGCCACCAACACCACCAGUGGAUUCAACCAGGAUGACAUCUCCACCAGUCCUCUGCUCAACUCAAACACUACCUCUGAAUCUCAUCCUUCCAGGAUGUAGCAAAGGAACACUACCACUAGAGGGCACAAUAACAUAUGCACAGUGAAAGCAGCUGCCCAGAGUUGAACAAGAGUCCUAUUGGCAUUACUGCAGAACUCUUUAAACAAAUACCUCAGGCAAGUACAAAUGUUUUCAGAUUUAAGUAUACCUUGUAUAGAGACACUCGACAACGUUAAUGCAUUUUGCAUCAUACUGCGACAGGUUUGAGGCUUCCCUUGUACCCGUCAUCACUGCAGAAUCCAUGCUGUUUGACCUGUAAUAAUAAAGCUUAUUCUGUUGGUUGAA
This is a messenger RNA of Myripristis murdjan (pinecone soldierfish), 1370 nucleotides long. Its product is annotated as low choriolytic enzyme. Gene Ontology annotation, biological process: proteolysis. The record is from RefSeq and is a predicted model, not a curated record. Gene Ontology annotation, molecular function: metalloendopeptidase activity; zinc ion binding. The transcript has 10 exons. NCBI's taxonomy places the organism in Eukaryota, Metazoa, Chordata, Actinopteri, Holocentriformes, Holocentridae. Bases 60 to 1085 code for a protein of 341 amino acids.